AUGCCUGAACUAUCAGAUUUGGAUUUGGAUUCCCCCCUGAACUUACCUACAUCCCAGGCGAGGUGCGACUUGGUACAGGAGCAGGAAGCGAUCGUUACGCUAGUGACCAGAUUGACCAGAUGGACCAGAUGGAUCAUGGACGGCCAUCCCCAACCUUUCGGGUUCGAGGUUAAGAAAAGGAAAGCCUCCGGGACGCUGAUAAUCGUCGCGUCGUCCAGGACUAGCCAAAGUUCGAGCGCCAUCCAUCUAUCGGUCGACAAUCAGACCCCGAAGUCAGCUCGCCGCCCCGAACGCAGAAACGAGACGCGUCCGGAAGUGGUCCAAGAUGAGACACAGAUUAAUCCUCAGCCGCCAACUAUUAUUGAUCACCGGCCGGUACGAGGUAUAUGA
Messenger RNA from Aspergillus sclerotioniger CBS 115572, 390 nucleotides. RefSeq lists its product as uncharacterized. NCBI's taxonomy places the organism in Eukaryota, Fungi, Ascomycota, Eurotiomycetes, Eurotiales, Aspergillaceae. The coding region runs from base 1 to 390 and encodes 129 amino acids. The transcript is spliced from 2 exons. The record is from RefSeq and is a predicted model, not a curated record.